AUGGCCACACCCGGUGCAGACCCUGUCAUACACGUUGAUGUACAACCUCUUCUCCACGACUCUGACAAUACGUCAUCAACUGCUAGCGUGACCAACUCCAUUCUCAAUUAUCGAUUCGAAAACGGGAGAACAUACCACGCAUACAAGGACGGAAAAUACUAUAUGCCCAAUGACGAAACAGAGAACAACAGACUAGACUUGCAGCACAAUCUGUUCCUCCUGACUUUUGACAACAAGCUUAGUCUCUCCCCGCCGAACCUUCCCGAAUUCAAGACCGGUCGGGUUCUCGACCUGGGUACCGGUACAGGCAUUUGGGCUAUCAACUUUGCUGACGAACAUCCCGAGACUGAGACGGAUGACGACUCAAACUCGAGCAGCGUGCCCCCGAAUCUAAAGUUCGAGAUCGACGACAUCGACGAGGACUGGACUUAUUCUCGGCCUUUUGAUUAUAUUCACAGCAGAAUGAUGAACGUCUCAGUCAAGAACUGGCCAGAAAAUCUUACGCCGGGUGGCUACGCUGAGCUCCAGGACGUCGAUGUAUUUAUGCAAUCAGACGACAACACUCUUAUCAAAGGUCAUGCUCUUCGGAAAUGGGGUAUUCUUCUAGCCAAAGCGGCCCAAGAGCACGGAACUCCUUUCAUAGAGACCGAUCGACUCAAACACCUUAUGGCCGAGCUUGGAUUCGUUGAUGUCAAGGAGACGCCAUUCAAAUGGCCGACAAAUCGCUGGCCAAAGGAGAAAAGAUUUAAGGAGCUUGGAGAGUGGAGCAACGUGAACACAGACGACCUUCUUGAGGGGGUUUCAAUGGCUUUGUUUACAAGGUGCCUUGACUGGACUCCUGAGGAGGUUAGCGUUUUCCUGGUUGACGUCAGGAAGGAUUUGAACAAUCCAAAAAUCCAUGCCUACUGGUCAAUCCGUUCAGUUUACGGGAGGAAGCCUGAAGCUUAG
Messenger RNA from Ilyonectria robusta, 948 nucleotides. RefSeq names its product S-adenosyl-L-methionine-dependent methyltransferase. The record is from RefSeq and is a predicted model, not a curated record. NCBI's taxonomy places the organism in Eukaryota, Fungi, Ascomycota, Sordariomycetes, Hypocreales, Nectriaceae. The coding region runs from base 1 to 948 and encodes 315 amino acids. The transcript is spliced from 7 exons.